Messenger RNA from Aureococcus anophagefferens, 1218 nucleotides. RefSeq lists its product as hypothetical. The transcript has a single exon. The record is from RefSeq and is a predicted model, not a curated record. NCBI's taxonomy places the organism in Eukaryota, Pelagophyceae, Pelagomonadales, Pelagomonadaceae. The coding region runs from base 1 to 1218 and encodes 405 amino acids.
AUGGGCGUCAAAAUCCUGGUCUCCGGCCCCGUGCGCGGCGCGCACGGUGCGCUCUUCGCCGCGGCGUCGAAGGCCCAGUCGAAGAUCGGCCCCGUCGCGGCCCUCUUCUGCGUCGGCGACUUCUUCGGCGAGCGCGUCGACGAGGCGGCGGUCAACGCCCUGCCCGACGCGCCCAUCCCCACCUACUUCAUCACGGGCGGCGACGUCGUCGACAACGACCUCGCGGACCGCCUCGCGGCGAAGAACGUGCGCUGGCUCGGGCGGAGCGGCUGCGAGGACGUCGCGGGCCUGCGCGUGGGCUUCCUCGGCGGCGCGCUCGGCGGCGACUUCGAGGACGACGCGCCGGCGGACGGCAGCGACUCGCCGCACUACCGGCGCGAGGACCUGGAGACGCUCGCCAUCGCGAGCGGCGCGUACCGCGCCGACGGCGGCAUGGACGUGCUCCUCACGUCCGACACGGCCGAGGGCGCGAGCGCGUGCCUCGGGGACGGCGACGAGCGCAAAGACGCCGUCGACGCGGGCGCGUCGGCGCCGCUGGGCGCCGCGCUCGCGGAGCUCAAGUGCUCGUACCACUUCGCGGCGUCCCAGGGCGACGGCUGGAGCCUGGAGCCGUACCGCUGCGGCGCGGGCGGCUUCGCGCGACUCGCGCGGCUCCACGCGCUGCCGCGGCGCGGCCUCGCCAAGUCGCUGCGCGCCUUCGACGUGGCGCCCUUCGUCGCGGCGCACUUCGACCUGGACACGGCCGACGGCGCGCGCGACGCCGCGCUUCACACCGCGGAGCUCCGGGCGGCGACGGCGAACCCCUACGCGGUCUUCGCGGCGCGCAAGGUCGCGGGCCACCGGCCGCCGCCGGGGCUCCUGAAGCGCAAGCCCAUGGCCGCCGCCGCGCUCGCGGCGGAGAAGGCCGAGGACGCGCCGGCCCCGGCGGCCGCGGCCGCGGCCGCGGACCCGCCGCCGCGGGACGAGCCGAAAGAGUUCGCGUCCUUCCCGACGGGCUUCAAGUCGCGCGGCGCCAAGCUCAAGACGGAGACCAAGAUCGUCGAGGGCCCCGCGCGGCCCGUCUACGGCGCGCCGAACCGGCCCGAGGAGCCCGCGCCCUGGCAGCCCGCGGAGAAGAAGGAGAAGCGCCAGUCCAUCUACGCGCCGGGCUCGAGCCUCGCGAACCCGUCGAAGAAGAAGCGGAAGCGCAUGGGCGCGCCGCACGGGCCCCAGUUCUAA